AUGAGUCGGCCGGCCUCUCCGCAAGUGGCGCCUGCUGAGCAACUUUCACGUUCCGCGCCCACGGGCACGCACAUACCUCAAGUCUGCACAUGCGGUGCAUCAAGCGACGUAGAAACAGAUGAACGGACACGGAAUGAUCUGGAGCCACCACCGCAAGUGGAGCAGCAGCAGCACCAGGAGCUACGACGCACAGAAUCCAAUGCCGACCUGCCAGUGGCGCCGCUGCCAUGCCGACGGUGCGGCGGCGCAAAUCGACCCGCGGCCCAAACCAACCCAUCCGCUGCUGCCGCUGCCGCCGCCGCCCAGAGCCGAGGUACCGACUCGGAGAAAUCUGCUCUCGAACGUGCCACCUCCUCGACGAGCGACGUAGAGAAAGGUCGUGAAACUCCCUUGGUAGAUACACCACCAGGACCAUCGGCAAUCAUCUUCCCCGAUGGAGGAUGGAGAGCAUGGCUGUGAGUUGUGACUGGCCGAAUGAAAGAGAGGAAACUAGCUCCGAAUUUUAGCGUGCCUGUGCCGCUUUUCCCUGCCGUGUCGGCACCGAGAUCGGAAGCUUGCUUCUUUCCGCUCAUCUGAUCUGGAGACGUCUAGCUGAUGUUCACGACCGUGCGUAACGUUGGAACAGUGUCGUCGCUGGGGCUUGGUGUGUGAGCUGUGAGUAGAGGCAAUUACGUCCUCGGAGAGGGGCUCGACUCGGAGGGCUGACUCGGUCGACGUUAUUUCCAAAUUAGUUACCACAUGGGGCUACACGAACGCGUUCGGCGUGAGUGUCAGUUGGUACGAGAAGCACCAAUUGGAGGGGAGACCACCAAGUGAUAUCGCCUGGGUGAGUUCAAUCGUACCACUCUCAAGACGACUGAGGCAGGUCUGACGAUCUCAAGCUGUGUCGUUCCUGCAGAUCGGUUCGACUCAACUCGCCUUUGUGCUCGCAUGCGCCGUUAUCUCGGGCAAGGCUUUCGAUGCCGGCUACAUAAAAUAUCUGCUCGUGCUCGGCACCUGCAUCUACACCGCCGGUCUGUUUGGCCUGUCUUACGCGACGACCUACGUCCACAUCUUCCUCGCCCAGGGAAUCGCGUGCGGGAUGGCCGCCGGGAUUCUGUUCCUCCCUGCUGUUUCGGCCGUAUCGCAUUUCUUCCGCGUGCGACGAGCGACGGCGUUGGGUGUCCUCGCCACUGGCUCAUCGGUCGGUGGUGUGGUGUACCCUCUGCUGCUCAACCACAUCUUUCCCACAAUCGGGUUUGGCCCUGCGAUCCGCGCAGCGGGGUACCUCACCGUCGGCCUCCUCGUCAUCGCCUGCCUGACCAUCGACUCGCGCCUCCCACCUCGCAAAACGGGGCCCAUCAUCGACUUUAGCCACUUCCGCGACCCCGCUUACUCAGCUUUCGUCGCGGGCGAGUGCUUGAUCAUGUGGGGUCUGUACAUCCCUUAUUUCUACAUCCAGUCGUAUUCGUCGGCCCACGGCGUGCAUCCGCAAAUCUCGCUCUACUCGCUGUCGUUCCUCAACGCCGCUUCUUUGUUUGGUCGCAUCAUUCCCAAUUGGCUUGCGGACACGUACGGACCGUUCACCAUCCUAAUCGUAAGUCCGCUCCGGCCUCCACCGGCUACUGGACGCUUACCACGAAUCGUCUCGAUCCCUCGGCAGCCGAACUGUCUAGUUUCGGGCAUCUUUUGCUUCGCCUGGCUCGCGUUGGCCAAGACGAACGCCGGGACCGUGGUGUUCUGCUUGGCCUAUGGCUUUAGCAGCGGUGCCUAUGUCUCCAUGAUGCCUGCGUGAGUAUCUUCGUCCCCUAUCCGGUGAAGCGUGAUGCACUCAAUGGCUGAUGUUUCUUCACCUUUUGUUUCGAACAUCUCAGCUGCGUCGCCUCGAUGACGACCGAUAUGUCGACGAUCGGGAUCCGCAUCGCCAUGGCGUUCUUGGCCGUCUCCGUUUUCGCCUUGACGGGCACACCGAUCGCCGGCGCCAUGGUCGCUCGAGAGAACGGCAGUUAUGUCGGCGCGACCAUCUUCUCCGGCGUGAUGAUCAUCGUCGGGACGUGCGUCAAUGGCGCGACGUGGUCGCUCAUGUCCAAACGCAAGGGGACGAGGAGGGUGUGA
Microbotryum saponariae is the source of this 2094-nucleotide messenger RNA. The record is from the annotation of a GenBank genome assembly. Lineage: Eukaryota; Fungi; Basidiomycota; Microbotryomycetes; Microbotryales; Microbotryaceae.